UUGUCAUUAUAGGGGUGCAACAAGUCUUCCUCAGGAGAGAGGCAGUUUGGCAGAAUGGCAAGAGCUUUGGCCCUGGCGCCAUUUAAUCUGGACCUCAAUUUCCCCAUUUCUAAAAUGAGGGGGUGGCCAAAAUGACAGAAGUUUCUUGCAGCUCCAAGUGGAAGUUCCUAUGACCCACCUCCAAUCCCAAGAGGGAUCUCUGUUUUUUUUAUUUUCAUUUUGGGGGGUGGCUUUGGGUGCCCUGAUUCAGCACAGCCCAUAAUGCAACAGGUCUUAGUAAGCAAUAAAGGGGGUACUGAAGCCUUGCUUUAUUUCAUAAUCCCAUUCGUUUUUCUGGAAAGCAUCGGUAGCCUCCAAACAACUGACUCGAUAUUUGCAUCCCAUUCUGAUGACCAAGCGAAAGUUUGGUUUGAAUCCAGACCAGUAUAAAACAUUUCGGUGGCCCUGUCUGACUGGAGCUGUUUCUGAUUUCUGUCCGGGCUGGGGAAAAUCAACCUGGGCCACAAGCAUGUCUAAAAGUGUAGCCAAGAUAACUUUCUACGAUGACAAGAAUUUCCAAGGUCACUACUAUGAGUGUGACAGCGACUGUGUCGACUUCCACACCUAUCUGAGUUGCUGCAACUCCAUCCGAGUGACCAGCGGGGCCUGGGUGGUAUAUGAGAGGCCUAACUUUUCAGGGAACAUGUACGUCUUAACUCAGGGCGAAUACCCUGAUUAUCACCACUGGCGGGGGCUCAAUGAUCGGCUCAGCUCCUGCAAGGUCAUUCAUCUGAUGAGUGGAGGCCAGUAUAAGCUUCAGAUCUUUGAGAGAGGAGACUUCAAUGGCCAGAUGUAUGAGACCACUGAGGACUGCCCUUCCGUCAUGGAACAAUUCCACAUCCGUGAGAUCCAGUCCUGUAAGGUCCUGGAUGGGGUCUGGGUCUUCUACGAGCAGCCCAAUUAUCAUGGCAGGCAGUACUUCUUGGACAAGAAGGAGUACCGGAAGCCCGUGGACUGGGGCUCCCCAUGCACAGCUGUUCAAUCAUUCCGCCGUAUCAUGGAGUGAUGGAAGGCGCUGGUGGGUUUGGAUCUGAGGCUGGUUGCCUUUGGUUUGUUGGGCAAAACCCCAACUGUAAAUAAAGCAAUUCAUAAGCAC
Monodelphis domestica (gray short-tailed opossum) is the source of this 1135-nucleotide messenger RNA. It is a transcript of the gene CRYGS, whose product is annotated as crystallin gamma S. NCBI's taxonomy places the organism in Eukaryota, Metazoa, Chordata, Mammalia, Didelphimorphia, Didelphidae. Gene Ontology annotation, molecular function: structural constituent of eye lens. The record is from RefSeq and is a predicted model, not a curated record. Gene Ontology annotation, biological process: lens development in camera-type eye; visual perception.